Molecule: messenger RNA, 834 nt
Organism: Drosophila grimshawi
Lineage: Eukaryota; Metazoa; Arthropoda; Insecta; Diptera; Drosophilidae
Gene: Eaf6
Product: chromatin modification-related protein MEAF6
Exons: 4
Coding region: 84-746 (220 amino acids)
Cellular component (GO): NuA4 histone acetyltransferase complex
Source: RefSeq, a predicted model, not a curated record
CGAUGCCUAGAAGCACGCAGCCUCAUCAAAGAAUCGCCAGAAAUAAACACAACAAAUAAUUAAUAAUUUAAAAUUAUAAAAAUAUGAGCUCGCCAACAAGUAAAAAUGUCAGUGAGACGAACAACAAUAGCAACAAGCCAAAGAAGUCGACCAAAACCAACUCGAAUGCCAAGGGCGGCACAAUGGACACACGCAGUGAAUUGGCGGACUUAAUCAAGAAGAAGGCAGAAACAUCGGAACAACUAGCCAAUCUGGAGCGACAGAUAUACGCAUUUGAGGGCUCCUACUUGGAGGACACACAGCUGUGCGGCAAUAUAAUACGCGGCUGGGAACGCUAUCUCACCUCGAACAAGGCAACAAAUUCGAAGGCAGACAAACGCAAUCGCAAAUUCAAAGAUGCGGAACGUUUGUUCUCCAAGUCCAGCAUUACCUCCAUGGCUAUUUGUAAUCCUGAACGCGCCAGUGAAUCGGAUUCCAUAACCAAUGAGGACUCCAGCGACAACCAGAUCUCAAUUAAUCAGAACACAACCACUGCACACGAUGGUGCAACAACCAUCAAGUCGCAGGAUGAAAAGGAUUCGCCGUCCCAUCGCAGUGAGGAGCGUGCAAGUGCAGCUGGUGCCAGCAACAGCAACAAGGAUCUGCCCAGCACACCAACCACGAACACAAAGAGCAAACUAUCAUCGAGCUCGAGUGCGACGGCCAAAAAGAGCGGACAUAUCAAUAAGAAAAUCAGACAUCGCUAAUGUAAUAAUAAAGUACAAAAGUGUUUUAAUCGUGUUUUUGCGUUGCACUUGUAAAAUAAGAUGAAUAAAUUACAUUAAUAUACUUAUA